AUGGCAUCUCCACAAGAAGAAAAUGUUCAAUUAAACUUUUGUAAUACAACAAAGGAAGAAGAGUUUUUACUUACAGAGUCUACUGGUUUUUAUGAAGAAUUUGAAGACGACGAAGUUUUUCUGGUCGAUUCUCAAAUUACCGAUAUGGAUAGAUCAUCUGACAUUCCACCUCGCCCUAGGAGAACUUCAGAUGUUAUUGAUUGCCAUGGUGGAGCAAUAUCAUCUGCACAUAAUAAACGCCAUAGUUUUACUUCUUUGUCUGGUGAUCUUGUAUAUUCUGCUACAUCGAAGGCUACCAAUAUCAGAGAGCUUAAUACAUCUAGGCGUACUGAGUUGACCACUGAAACACUCGAUCAAGGUUAUAGUAGUCCUGGAGCACAGUCUUCUAGCAGAUCUUUUAAAGGGACAACAUGGUUUAGAUUUAGUACCAGUAAUGAUGCGGAUUCUGUUGAUGCUAUUCCUUUUAGUGUUAUCACAGCUGGACAAAAAAUACUUAAUCCUUCCAAUAGUAACAAGUAAAAUGCCAACUAAAGUUAAUUUGGAUAUUGUUGGUAUGAAUUAAUUUUGAUAAUAUUUUAUAGUGAGUUGAGCCCAGAGUCCAAGAAAUUGAGUGAUGCAGCAUCUAUGCCUGUUGCUCAAGAUGCUUUAUGCUACAAUAUGGAUCAUGAAAAUCGAGGUUUUGCUGUUAUCAUCAAUAAUGAUAUUUUUGACCCUCAUACAAGUUUAUCUGAAAGAAGUGGUUCUUGGAAAGAUGUUGAAGAGUUGAAAACAAUGUUCUAUCGGUUACAUUUUAGAGUUGUGGUUUGGAAUAACUUGUCUCAUAAUCAAUUGAUUGCUCGUGUAGGCGAAUGUAUGUAUAAUUAAACUUGUUAAAAUUCAAUUAUGUAAUUUUUAUAAUAUAUAAUAUUUAUUUUACAGUGGUUAAAUUUGAUCAUACAAAUAAUGAUUGUCUUGCUUUGGUUGUGUUGUCUCAUGGUGUUAAUUCUUCAUAUAUUUAUGCUCAAGAUUCAUUAUAUCCUGUAGAAACAUUAUGGAAUUCAUUCACUGCUGAUAUUUGCCCUUCACUAGCUGGAAAACCUAAAUUAUUUUUCAUACAGGUAAUAGUUAACCCCAAAUUUAUAAUAAAAUUGUGAAUUUUUUUUUAAACAUUUUGAUAAUUGUUAUUUAAGGCCUGUCGUGGUGAGAAACUUGAUGCUGGUGUAGUACUGAACAGAGAAGCAAGAACCGAAGUUGAUUCUUGUAAUACUUCUUACAGAAUCCCUAAACAUGCAGAUUUCUUAAUUGCUUUUAGUACUUAUGAUGGUAUAUUUGGAUUAUCUCUUCGAUGUAUUUUAUUUGUUCAAUAAGUAUUAAUAAUUCAUUUUCAUUUUAGGUUAUUAUUCAUUUAGACACCCUGAAGAUGGGACUUGGUUCAUUCAGAGUUUGUGCACUGAAAUUAAUAAUCAUGAUCUUAGUGCUAUAGACAUAUUGCGAAUUAUGACUCGUGUGUCUAGACGAGUUGCUUUGGACCACGAAUCUUAUAAUCCAGAUUGUCCUUGGCUCCACCAACAAAAACAAAUACCUACUAUUCACUCGAUGCUCAUUAGGGAUGUGUAUUUCAAACCUAAGAAGAAACCACCUCCUGAACCACAAGUCGUAAACAUGUUUACUGGUAUGUAUUAUGAUAUAAUAUUUAUUUUUAUAGUAAAAGUAUGAAAUGUGAAAUACAGCUGUGUACUUUUAGUGUUAUGUUUUAAGUACAAGAAAUUGUUUGCUAAAUAAAUUUCAUUUUUUCGUCUAUUUUACCUUAGGUAAACAAAUUAUUAUUAAACAUAGGUUAUAAUAACAAAAGUAUAUUUAUUCCAUUUUUAUUUUAUGCAAAAUUGACAAUAUAAUAGUUAUGUUUUUAACAAUUUGUUAAGAACUUAAAUAAACUUUUGCUAUAUAAAUUUCUUUGUUAUCCAAAGACAUACUCACAAUCUGAGUUUUGUCUAUUUCACCUUAGAUACAGUGGACCAUAGCUUAUUAUGACUAUUAAAAUAUGUGUGCUCAAUAUUAUUUUAUGUAAAAUAUUUUUGUGUACUGUGUUAUUAUUUAAGUACACAAAAAUUAUUUGCUGUAUAAAUUUCUUUGUUAUCCAAAAACUCAUUAUAUGCAUUUUGUUGUUUAUUUCAUCUUAGAUAGACAUAUUAAUGGUUAGCAAUUAAAAGGGCGAGAGCCGAAAAAAUUAUAUUCUACAUAAAUUGUUUUACAGCUUUAGAACAUUGUAUAACCAAUUUACCAAACUCCAAUCACUACUUUUUUUUUAAAGAUUUCUUGUACCUACUUGUGAUAAUGAUAAUAACAAUAAUAAUAAAUACACUGCACUGAGUUCUGGUAGGUUAGUUAAGUAAAUUAAGCAUUCUACGUUAUAAAUAUUUUUAAAGACUCCUUUAUUUUUUAGGUAUUAAUUGAUAUUAAAACCAUUAAACUAUUAACACAACUUGUUUUCUUAAGUAGAAAAUAAUUUGACUUUUUUAUAUACACAAAAACUAUUUUUCUGUAGUUUUGAAGUACUAUUAAAUCAUACAAAUUUAAUGUAAAUUACUAUUUACUUGUUUCUUUUUAAGUCAAAAUAAAAAUAUUAAAAAAACAAUCUCUGUAGUGAUUACUAACCAAUGAUAAAUGAUAAAAUGAUAAAUUUAUGUAACCGCCAACAAUGGCCUUUACUGAAUGCAGUUUACAUCUUUUAAUUGGCCGUUUAUACCUAAUUUUUCAAUAGUUUCAAUUCUAUGGUUUUUAUAACCUUAAGUAAAUCAAAAAUUGCUGAUUAUAAAAAAAUAUUAUAUAUAUAUUUAAGUUGGAUCAAUUUAUGUCAAAUUAUGGCUUUUGCGACUAUAUGAAAAAAAGUGUCGCUUACGUUCUUUAAUCUUCUAACUGUUGAUAUUAUUAUUAUCAAUAAGUUAUUUUAACAACAUUAUAAUAUUUUAUCCUAAUUAUUUUUCUUUUCGUGCAAAAUGGAAAAUAUAAAAAUUGUGUUUUUAACAACAUGUUAAAAACUUACGUACACUUUAAAAAAUAAUUUAUAUAAAAGAAAUUAUUUCUUUGUUAUCCAAAGGCAUCAUCAAAGUUUAGUCUAUUUAACCUUAGCUACAAUUAACAACAAGAUUAUUUUAUAAUGAUUGAAUAUAUUUCAUUGUUUAUGUGCAAAAACAUUUAAGUAUUGACAGUAUUUUAUUGUUAGUAUUAGAUAUUUUUGCUAAAUAAAUUUCCUAUGCUAUUCAAAGACUUUAGACUUCAUAGGUUUUAAGUCUAUUUCACCCUUAGGAACAUUGUAAACUAUAAUAUGGUUAUGCUCAUCAUCAGAGUUUUGUCUGUUUCACCUUAGAUACAAUUAAAAAUAAGAUUAUUUUAUAAUGAUUGAAUAUAUUUCAUUGUUUUUGUGCAAAGACAUUUGAGUAUUAACAGUGUUGUAUUGUUACUAUUAGAUAUUUUUGCUAAAUAAAUUUCCUAUGCUAUUCAAAGACUUUAGACUUUGUAGGUUUUAAGUCUAUAUCACUCCUAGAAACAUUUAUUUAUUUUAUGUUUUUUUUUUUCAGAAAAGAAUAAUGGACCCUACUGA
This is a messenger RNA of Cinara cedri, 3580 nucleotides long. NCBI's taxonomy places the organism in Eukaryota, Metazoa, Arthropoda, Insecta, Hemiptera, Aphididae. The record is from the annotation of a GenBank genome assembly.